AUGAUUGACAAUGCUAUUUAUUCUGAAUUAGAAUUGUCUACUGCACUUUGAGCCCCGGAGAACUACCGGCCACAGCAAAAGGCUUCUUCCUCCAGGCUCUCUCUGUCUUGCCAGAUGGCAACAGCUUUUGGGUUUCUGAGUACCAUUCUUGUGAGUAUGCUGCUGUUCAAAUGGAUUGUAUGCCGGAGUUCCAGUUACUCCGCUUGUGCCAGCUGUCCUAGCUGUCCAGUUCGGACGCGGUAUGGUGAUCACUGUUAUUACUUCUCGGUGGAGAAGGACUGGAAUUCUAGUCUGCAAUCCUGCUUAGCCAAAGACUCACAGCUCCUUAUAUUUACAGACAACCAGGAAAUGAACAUGCUCAAAAGUUUCUUCAAUAAGGAGUUUUAUUGGGUUGGUCUGAGGAACAAUUCUGGUUGGAGGUGGGAAGAUGGAUCGACUCUAAACUAAAGAAUUCUUUCAAACAGUGUGGUACAAAAGUGUGGCAUCAACAUAUAUGGUCUCCGGGCCUCUAGCUGUGAACUUCUCUUCCUAUGGGUCUGUAAGAAGUGACCCUUUGCAGAUAAAGCUUUAUUCUAA
This is a messenger RNA of Molossus molossus (Pallas's mastiff bat), 576 nucleotides long. RefSeq names its product killer cell lectin like receptor G1 (gene KLRG1). NCBI's taxonomy places the organism in Eukaryota, Metazoa, Chordata, Mammalia, Chiroptera, Molossidae. The record is from RefSeq and is a predicted model, not a curated record.